Molecule: messenger RNA, 1381 nt
Organism: Effrenium voratum
Lineage: Eukaryota; Dinophyceae; Suessiales; Symbiodiniaceae
Source: the annotation of a GenBank genome assembly
GCCAUAUCAACACGCCAUCUUCAAAAGCCUCAGCCCCGUUUCCUGGCCAUGCUGCGGGCUGUGCUCUGCUUGGCUCUGGAGAGAGCCUUAGGCUUUGGGACGGGCGAGAUCUCUUCGGAGCUGUUGAACUAUGUCUCAAACCCCAUCGCCAGACACACUGCUUGCAGGGUGGCAGCCAAUUCGCCAACGGUGUGUUUGCUGGAAGGCUCUGUCACCACUAAUGAGCUCAUGGAUUACUACAUCCUGACGCUUCCAGAGGAAGGCUUGCUCUACGAGACCUCGCCCAACUUCCGGUCCUUCGGCUCGGCGCCGCUCAUGGCGCCGGAGCCCAUCGCCUUCUACCAGCUGCCCUUCCUGGUGACGGACCCACUGCACCAGGUGGUCUAUGUGCCGCCAGAGAACAAGUGGCCAACGCAGAGCGCUUGGACCUCGUUCACCUACGCCGUGGACGCCCCGGUGGGCACUGAGCGUGCCAUGGUUCGCAGCGAGCCCGGCCUGGUGGUCCUGACCAAUCCCGAUGGCCAGAUCUCGGGCUCCGAUUUCAGCCUGGCCAACAGUGCGGACGGCUGGACCAUGUCGGGGCAGCUGGAGGUGGUGGAUGGCGUGCCAUCCCAAGGGCUUCGACACAUGUCGCACUCCUGGGGCGGACUUAGCAACUACAUCUCCGGCGUGGAUGAGGUCCAGAGCCUGGACUUCGCCACGGGCAUUGACCUGGCGAAGUGGUACUUCGAGGCCUCCCAGGGCUUCUGCAAGAAGGAGCUGGCAGUGGCUUAUGGGGGCUACCUGCGGUUCCGAGUCCGCGGGGAGUACGGGAACUUCCUCGAGUUGAACGACCCGCUGGACUGGGUCACCAUCGAAUGUGAGUCCUGCGACAGCGGCCAGGGUGCCCGCAUAGUUCGCUUUAUUGACGAAACACUGCGCUGGGUGGGGGACGAGACUUACGCAGAGUUCUACUUGCAUGAAAACGGCAGGUGGUCCUACGAUCCUUUGAACUCUGCGGCGCAGUUCACCUACGCAACUUCCUGUCAGAUCGCGGCCAUCUUGACCAAUGUCUCCCGCAUCGCCAUCCUUGGCGACUUCACGCGUGGAGGGGAAGGGAUCGGCUUGGACGAUGUGACGGUGGUGUCGACAGGGACGGCAGAGCAGCCGUCCUAUCCGUUGGAGUGCCAGCAGGGCUGCAUUUGCCGCCACAACCCGGCGAUGGUCCAUCCAACCUGCUGUUGAGCUCCGGAAGCCUGGCCGCAACCUGGUCCCCAAGGUGUCCAGUGAAACGGCACAGGUAGUUGAGCCUACGGUUGGCGCUACGGUUGGCGCUACUACAUGGUCAAUCUGUCCAUGGUUCCGUCAGCCAGUGCCAGAGAUGCCAGGUGUUUGAUCUGCA